CGUCACAUUGUUGGACACAUGUGGUCCGGACCCCUGCAGUCUGAGGAGCAGCUCGGUGCAGCAGGAUGUCGGAUCUGAAGAGGCUGAGCUCGCUGGUCCGGCGGCGUCAGGAUGCGGCUGCCGGUCGGAUCUCGGAGUUGAUGGACGGAGCGCUGGCGGAGUACAAGAAGCAGAUCUCCCGUUUGAAAGAAGACAACGAGCGACAGAGGAAGCUGCUGGACGCGGUUUUACACCCCGGAGCCCGGCUGUGCCCGACAGUGUUGCCCAAGCAGCUGCUGGUGUGUAAAGAAGAGAAGCAGGAGUGGAGCCCCAGUGUGGACCAGAAGCAGCCAAAGCCACCACACUUUAAAGAGGAGCAGCAGGAGCUCUGGGCCAGUCAGGAGGCAGAGCAGCUUCAAGAUAUCAACGUCCCAUUCACCGAUGUCACUGUGAAGAGUGAAGAUGAUGGAGAGGAAGCUGGACCCUCACAGCUUCAUCCAAGCCAAACUGAGGAGAGCAGAGAGGCAGAGCCUCCGGCCAGCAGCUCCACUGUAAAGAUGGAAACAGAAGCUGCUGGAGAGGAACCGGCCGGGAACACAGAUCCAGCUGCUGAUUUCCAACCAGCUUGUAAUGGCCAGCUCCUCUCCUCACACUCCUCUGACUCUGAGGCUGAUGACAGUGAAGAGGACAUGGUGAACAAAAACACAAGCGCAAAACAGCGGAAGUGCUUUGCUGGUGGUCCAAGCUUUAAACAAAGACGGAACAUAGAUAAGCACAUGAUGAUUCGCGCGAGAGAAAAACCAUUCAGCUGCCCAUUUUGCGGUCAUAGGUUUUCAUUGAAAAGGGACUUAAACAGACACAUUAGAGUCCACACAGGAGAGAAACCUUUUAGCUGCUCAGUUUGUCAUAAACGUUUUAGUGAUAAAACGUACAUAAAAGUACACAUGACACUUCACACAGGAGAGAAAACAUUUAGCUGCUCAGUUUGUCAUAAAGGUUUUACAGAUAAAACUAACCUAAAAGUACACAUGAGAAGCCACACAGGAGAGAAACCAUUUAGCUGCUCAGUUUGUCAAAAAAGUUUUAGAUAUACAGCUAACUUAAAAGUACACAUGAGAGGCCACACAGGAGAGAAACCAUUUAGCUGCUCAGUUUGUCAUAAAAGUUUUAGAUAUACAGCUAACUUAAAAGUACACAUGAGAGGCCACACAGGAGAGAAACCAUUUAGCUGCUCAGAAUGUUACAAAAGCUUUUCAGAUAAGCGUGUUUUAGACAGGCACAUGAGAGUCCACACAGGAUAGAGACAGCUCAGCUUCAGUGUGUCUGAGUGAUGUUACAGCCAGUGUGGACAUCUUAAACAGCACAAGUGUGAUGGUAAGAGCUGCAGAGCUGCUGCUUCAGCUGGACUGUUCAACAGGACAAUAAAGCAGAGAACUUGCUGAGAGUCCAUCGCCCAGGACGAGCAAAGUCACACCCUUCUCAGUCAUUUUUGUGGUUGGAGAUGCAGCCACUCCUGAACACUGCUCACACACAUCUUGUGUUACUGCAGGCUCAUGCGAGAGAGCAAUUCUUUCUGCUGGUGUUUGGCUCAAAGUCAAGUUUCUGUUCCCAUGUCGAUUUGAUUUUCUGUUACAUAUUUCUUUUUUGAUGGAGUUCUGUGGUUACACACUUGACUCUAAUGGGGGACAUUUUCAAUGUGUUAAUGGUGAACAGUUCAACAGUGAGGGGAAAUCUUUACGCUUCAGCUCACCAAGAUAUUUUGGACAAUUCUCUGCUUACAGCUUUGUGGGAACAGUUUGGGGAAGGCCCUUUUCUUUGCCAGCAUGACUGAGCCCCAGUGCACAAAGCAGCCCCAUAAAGGCGUGGCCGGCUGAGUUUGGUGUAGCUUGAGCGGCCCGCACAGAGCCCCGACCUCAACCCCAUCCUACACCUUUGGUAUCAAGUAGAACAGAGAUUGCGAGCCGUAUAUAUGUUAAUAAAACCUUAAUUGAAUUUGUCCUGAUGUCAUUUCUCCAGACGUGUUUCAGUGUAAUUGUAUAUACUCAUGUUUUUUUUUUCUCUGGUGGGGGUGAGUGUCCUCUUGAUGUGAUAUUUACAACUUGGGACACUUAAAUUCUCCACAAACCAACAGCCCAGUCCAGUUACCGCAUUUUUGACAUUGUACCCAUUUGUGUAACAUCUCUGCAAAAGUCCCUGUGUCCUUUGAUCCUUCUCAUAAUGCUAUUCUAUCCGGACAUGAGACUGAGAAAAUAUUAGCAUUAAAAACAACGUAUCUGGCUUCAGUCGUGGUUACAUGUGGGCUGAAUGACCACUCAGGUGUGUUGCCAAUUUAAGGAUUUCUAGUCAGGGCAUGACCAAAGCUGGCAGGAGUCAGGAAAUACUGGGACCCAAAUGCAAAGGCAGAGGCAGGCAGAGCAGAGUAAAUGCACUUUUUUUUUUUUUUUUACUGUA
Messenger RNA from Myripristis murdjan (pinecone soldierfish), 2430 nucleotides. RefSeq names its product zinc finger protein OZF-like. The transcript is spliced from 2 exons. Gene Ontology annotation, molecular function: DNA-binding transcription factor activity, RNA polymerase II-specific. Gene Ontology annotation, cellular component: nucleus. Bases 66 to 1280 code for a protein of 404 amino acids. NCBI's taxonomy places the organism in Eukaryota, Metazoa, Chordata, Actinopteri, Holocentriformes, Holocentridae. The record is from RefSeq and is a predicted model, not a curated record. Gene Ontology annotation, biological process: regulation of transcription by RNA polymerase II.